CUAUUUUAGUUUAUACGAAAUUUUCCUAAACACCGUCGAGCUUAUACGUAACUUCAGAAAUUCUGGGGGGGGGGGGGGGGGGGGGGCGCCCCUCCUCGAGAGCAGCUGUAGCUCCGCCCCUGAUUACUACUGUUUUGCAUUAAUUCCAUGACGCACCGAUGGGUGGCCAUUCUGGGGCGCAACACACCCUAGCGCGGCUCGCGGGUCAUUUCUUUUUGCCCCAGAUGGCCAAGGCAGUUCGGGAGUAUGCCGCCGCCUGCGAUACAUGUCAACGGGUCAAGUCGGAGUCUCUGUCGCGUGGAAGGAUUGCUCAAGCCGCUUCUGGUUCUAUGCCAAGUAUUGGAGGAUAUCUCGAUGGAUUUCAUUGAAGGGUUGCCUGUGUCAGGAGGUCGGUCAGUUCUAUUGGUCGUGGUGGAUCGGUUGUGCAAAUAUGCUCAUUUCAUGGCGCUACUGCAUCCCUACACGACUCGAACGGUGGUGGAAGAAUUUAUCCAAGGGGUGGUACGACAUCAUGGUAUUCCGGGGCCAAUCGUAUGUAAUCGUGAUGCGAUCUUCACUAGUGCAUUUUGGAAUGAGUUCUUCCAACGGACGGGCACACAAAUUAAUAUGAGUACUGCUUAUCAUCUGCAGUCGGAUGGUCAAACGGAGGUGGUUAACAUGUGUGUUGAGAAAUAUCGUCGUUGUUUCGCUCAUCAACAACCUCGACUAUGGCACAUGUUCCUUCCUUGGGUGGAAUUAUGGUACAAUACAUCGUUCCAUCGUACCAUUGACAUGUCGCCAUACAAGGCAUUAUACGGGUGCGAGCCGCCGAGUAUCAUUCCCUAUCGGGAGGGUGAUAACAGAAUGGAGGCCGUUGAUCAGUUGUUGGGUCGUUGUGAUGAGGUUUUGCGCGCGUUGAAGGCGACUUUUGUGGCGGCUAAUGAGUAUACCCGCCUCCGUGCUAACUUGAAGCGCCGCGACUUGCAGUUUGAGGUAGGAGACUGGGUCCUAUUGCGCCUACAGCCAUAUCGCCAACACUCUUUCUUCCGCCGCGCCGCGCCUCGCAGAAGCUAGCUAAUCGGUAUUUUGGACCUUAUCAGGUGGAGGCUCGAGUGGGUAUGUAAAAUACGACGAAUGCGGAAAUAAUAGAAACACGAGACC
This is a messenger RNA of Linum trigynum, 1140 nucleotides long. Lineage: Eukaryota; Viridiplantae; Streptophyta; Magnoliopsida; Malpighiales; Linaceae. The record is from the annotation of a GenBank genome assembly.